GAUAAUUUUUAUCCAAAUAGACAACAAUUGACAAUUAUGCCUCGAGAAUCGAAAGUAAGAAAAUUUCUUCGAAGUGACGGACUUAAUUCUGAAAGGGCCACCAUCGAAUUCCUAAGCAAUCAUGUGAAAUAUCUCGAACGUAAAGCCAGAAAAAAAUUUAAAGAUUCUAAACUCGAAAAAGACGCAAUACUCAAUAGGAUCGAAAUUUUAAAUAAAGAAAUCGAAAAUCUGCGAAAAGAAAAAGACAUUCUUACUGUAUCUUUAAGAAUCGUAAAAGAUAUUAUGAAACAAUUCAAGGAUCCAAAAACAGAGGAAUUGCUUCGACAUAUACAAGUUGAGAUGAAAAAAUCAUUAUGGAAUGCACAAAGUCCUGAACCAGAAUCGAGUUUGGAAGUGCUUGAAAUUUUUGACGUGGAUAUGCAAGAAGUUGAAACAAAGAAGACCUGGAAUAAUAUUCUAGAUAAUACUGAU
Racocetra fulgida is the source of this 471-nucleotide messenger RNA. The record is from the annotation of a GenBank genome assembly. Lineage: Eukaryota; Fungi; Glomeromycota; Glomeromycetes; Diversisporales; Gigasporaceae.